This is a messenger RNA of Seriola aureovittata, 1292 nucleotides long. RefSeq names its product ATPase H+ transporting accessory protein 1 like a (gene atp6ap1la). The coding region runs from base 19 to 978 and encodes 319 amino acids. Gene Ontology annotation, cellular component: proton-transporting V-type ATPase complex. The record is from RefSeq and is a predicted model, not a curated record. The transcript has 7 exons. NCBI's taxonomy places the organism in Eukaryota, Metazoa, Chordata, Actinopteri, Carangiformes, Carangidae.
UCUGUGGUCACCACAGCGAUGGCUUCACCGUGGAAACGCUGCUGCUGCUGCUGCAUCCUCCUCCUCUCUCUCCUCCUUCUACAUCUGCAGUCCUCUACCUGCCUCGACCAACAACCUGCUGACAGUGCUGCCGUCUCUCCAGAGACAGGGAUGCAGAUGGAGGACAGUUUGGUGCCUGCAGACCGACCGUUCAGACAAAUGCUGCAGUCUCCAGAUGUGUCCCGGAGGAAGUUGCUUCAGAUGCCAGGAGCUGCAGUUCCCUUCCCUCCCCUCAAGGUGUUGUCCAACGGGGAGCCGUGCGUCAUGUUCCAGGCCAGGAAACUGUCUCUGCGCUACGAGAAGCAGAAGCAGCUGGACCUGACAGAGCGAGCGUUUUCUCCUCAGAAACCUGUCGACACCAGUCAGUCCGUCUGCCGCCGGGACAAGGCCACGCUGGUCAUGAGGUUUGGAGAUGUGGAGGAUCUGACAGGCCUCUCCAUCAGACUGCAGCUGUCCAACACUUUGUACGAGUCGUCGGGUCAGUGGUGGUUCUCGGUGGACAGCGUCUCUCUGCUGUACAACACGACUGAAGAGGCCGUGUUCAAUGCCAGUGAGGUGUACGCUCCAGCCUCCUCCUCCUACCACUGCCUCCACGUCAGCAACCUGCAGCGCUACAGCGCCCUGCUGCUGCCCAGCACCGACCACGCCCGCCGCUGGGCCGUCACCUUCACCGACUUCCAGAUUCAGGCGUUCAAUGUCACCUCUGGUAAGUUUUCUCCUCCGAGCGACUGCACCACCUUCUUGACUCCGGCCAUCCUGAUGGGCCUCAUCACUUCCCUCAUCCUGCUGCUGGUCUUGGCCUACGCCCUGCACAUGGUCAUCCACCUGAAACACAUUGAGCAUGAUGACGAACACAAGGGCGACAUGUAUUUCCCCCAAACCCCCGAACAGCCUGAACAUUGUUGUAUGGAAAGUGUCGUAGAGAAAAAUAUUCUGUAGUGUAACCAGGAAUAUAAGUAAAGACUGUUAACACAUAUACUUCCCAGGGAGGCAUGGAUGAUUUGAUGAUGACACAGCUGUGAUGGUACUUCGGCUCAGGAUUUGAUUUUUUUUUAAACAUAUAUUUAUAGUGUUUUGUAAUUUGCCUGUUAGUGAAUUUCUGUAUUUGUCUUUAUAAUAAAUUGAAUAAAAAAUAUUAAUUAAAAAAAUGCAUCUUUUGUAGGUGACUAGCAGUUUGCCACUCUGGCUUGUCAUCAUGUCACACAAAUAAAAAGUGAAAUUUACGUUUGGUCAAAAUAUAUAUUUUUUUAAUA